AUGAUUUCAGACAAAUGUGAUAUUGAAGGCUGCAAAAACGAUGCAAAUUUUAUGUGUACUUGUGCCAAUCCUGAAACGUUUUUAUGCUCAGAUCAUAUUAAUAAACAUUUGCAAGGCUCUCCAGGGCCUCAUCAUGCGAUUGAAUUUAACACAGAAAAAAGGGUUCGAACCAAAUCUGAAAAUAUUAAUUAUUCUCUACUGAAUUCAAUCUAUUUUAAGCAUAUAUAAGAUUAAUCUCAUAUUGUAAAGUUGAUUUAUUAUUUAUAAUAAUUAUUUAAAUACAAAAUCUAUUGACUAGUGUUUAUCUUACAAAGCAAACAGAAAAGCUUAAAAAGCUCAAAAAAAGCCUCUACAAAGAAAUUUCAUUAAAAAUCAUUAUGAUUGAAAAAAGUCUCCACAGCUGCACCACAAAAAUAGAUAGAGAAAUAUUUAGAAUUAAUUUAAAAAUAAAAGAGCUGAUUGUCUCAGACGACACAAACCUCAAUGUUUCGCUAAAGUCAACUGAAAGAAGAUGGUCAUUUAAUGACGAAAAAUUAGAUAAAGAGCCUUUUGAGGUUAAUUUACCAAGCAGAAAAUCAUCAGCUGAUUCAAGUUUACUAGAAAGAAGAGGAUCUGUUAGCAGCACUAUUAAUGAAACUAUAGGCGUUAUUAAUAGUAAUGCUCUGCAAGCACUGAUGAGAGAUAUAAAUUUGUUUAUGAGAAGCGCAGAAAGGAUCAAAAUACAUGAUAUUAGUGACUCUCCUAGUAGUUCUCAUACUUUUGAAGAAAGUCCGUCACCUAACUUAGAAACUCAUAAGAAAAAGAAUAAGCUUGAUUUAGAGAUUUUACAAAAUAAAUCAGAAUUACCUAUAAAAACAGAGGAAAAUAAUGAGGAUAAGCAAAAAAUGAGCCAAAAUCCUAUACUUCUUAAAGAGCCAGAAACUGCUAUAUAUGAUUAUUUAGCUUCCAAAAGCAAGCCACUGAAAAGCUAUUAUUUUAAAAAUCCGUCCCGAACUGAUACUAUAAACCCACAGACUACUGAAAUAAAAAUUGAAAUAAGAGAAAGCUUGGAAUGCUGUAAUUGUGGAGGGAUUUUUGACUCAUCAGCUGUAAUUGAAAAUUUUUGUGGGUGCUUGACAUGCACAAAAUGCAAUAUUUUAGAAGUCAAAAAAUUUGAUCAUAUGCAAGGAUACUUCGUCAAUGUGGUUUGCAGGGUUUGCAAAAGAAUGAGACAAAUAACUGGGCAUCGCCUUUAA
Messenger RNA from Blepharisma stoltei, 1235 nucleotides. NCBI's taxonomy places the organism in Eukaryota, Ciliophora, Heterotrichea, Heterotrichida, Blepharismidae. The record is from the annotation of a GenBank genome assembly.